Molecule: messenger RNA, 1179 nt
Organism: Indicator indicator
Lineage: Eukaryota; Metazoa; Chordata; Aves; Piciformes; Indicatoridae
Gene: UPB1
Product: beta-ureidopropionase 1
Exons: 10
Coding region: 1-1179 (392 amino acids)
Molecular function (GO): beta-ureidopropionase activity
Source: RefSeq, a predicted model, not a curated record
AUGGCGGCAGCCCUGGAGUCGCUGGAGUCGUGCCUGGAGCGGCACAUCCCGCCCGAGGAGCUCGCCGAGGUCAAGCGGAUCCUCUACGGGGGUGACGCAAGAAAACUUAAUUUGCCACCUGCAGCUCAAUCAGCAGCUCAGGAAAGAGGUUUUGAGCUACAGGGCUACGGAUUUGAUGCUGCUCCUGAGCAACUGAGAAGGCCACGUGUUGUUCGAGUGGGACUGAUACAAAACAGAAUUCCGCUUCCCACAGACACAGCUGUGGCAGUCCAGGUGGCUGCACUGCACAAACGCAUUGAAGAGAUUGUGGAAGUAGCUGCACUAUGUGGGGUCAACAUAGUUUGUUUCCAGGAGGCUUGGACCAUGCCCUUUGCAUUUUGUACAAGAGAGAAGCUUCCUUGGACCGAAUUUGCUGAGUCAGCAGAGGAUGGGCCAACAACAAGAUUCUGUCAAGAGGUAAAAACCCAACCAAGUGGAAAAACCCCUGAUUCAGCCCUCAAGUCCAGCCCAUACCAGUCACUGAUUAGCAUGGAUCCUGUGUGGGGGGGGCCUCUCUGGAAUACUGCUGUGGUCAUUUCUAAUUCUGGAGCUGUCCUUGGCAAAAGCAGGAAAAAUCACAUUCCAAGGGUCGGAGAUUUCAAUGAGUCUACUUACUAUAUGGAAGGCAACACAGGACACCCAGUGUUUCAGACCCAGUUUGGAACAAUUGCUGUGAACAUCUGUUACGGGCGCCAUCACCCUCUCAACUGGCUCAUGUUUAGCAUGAAUGGAGCAGAGAUCAUCUUCAACCCCUCAGCCACCAUUGGAACGCUCAGCGAGGCACUGUGGCCAAUUGAAGCCAGAAAUGCUGCCAUAGCCAAUCACUGCUUCACCUGCCCCAUCAACAGGGUGGGAACGGAAUACUUCAGAAAUGCCUUUACUUCUGGAGAUGGUGGAAAAGCACACCAUGAUUUGGGUCAUUUUUAUGGCUCAAGUUACGUAGCUGCACCAGAUGGCAGCAGGACCCCAGGGCUCUCUCGCACUCAGGAUGGACUUCUGGUGGUAGAGAUGGAUCUGAAUCUCUGCAGGCAAGUCAGUGACAAGUGGAAUUUUAAGAUGACUGGUAGGUAUGAGAUGUAUGCAGACAAGCUCACUGAAGCAGUCCAGCCUUAUUUUGUACCCAAUAUAAUCAAAGAGUAA